CUCGCAACUUCUCUGUCCAUAUAGAGCUACAUUUAUAGCCUCCCCUAGCUACUUAUAAAUUUCCAUUUCUUGCACCAACCGGUUUUCAAUGAUAAUUGUGUGCCUGUUAUGCCUCAUUUUCGUCUAGGAAUCUGACCCGUGAAUAUUCGUGUGUUUUUUUGGAUUCUUAUCAGUCAAACCCAACUCAUUUUACUAUUUCAUAUUGAUCCCUUCAGUCAGUCAGCAUUAUAUAUAGCUAUCUUUCUAGUGUCAUUUCUUUUGUGCUCUCCUUAAUUUCCAAGGUUGUGUGGGUAGAAGAAAUCAAUCAAAAUUCUUACUCCAUUUAUUUGGUGCAUUAAUAAUGUAUGCACCUAAUCGUAUGGAAGUUGCCAAAGUGGCCAAUAGUGGUGAUGAAGAUGAUUUAGUAGUGGAAGAAGUGAAAAACAACUACGAAGAAGAUGAUGAUGAUCAAAAUGAAAACCCUUCUUCUCCACCUCCACAAUCACAACUCAAAGGGAAGAACCUUUCAUGGUACAAACUCAGGAGAUACGACUCUUUAGACAUCGAAUCUCGCAAGUUUGGUUCCACUCACCACUCUAAGAAUGGAGAACAGUGGUCUGUAAUACUACAUCUGGCGUUCCAGAGCAUCGGAGUGGUGUACGGAGACAUCGGAACUUCGCCGUUAUAUGUGUACGCCAGCACUUUCACCGGAGGAAUUAAGCACAACGAUGAUAUCCUUGGUGUUUUGUCCCUGAUUUUCUAUACCAUCACCUUGAUACCUCUACUUAAAUACGUCUUUAUUGUUCUUCGGGCCAACGACAAUGGCGAUGGUGGGACAUUUGCGAUGUACUCGUUGAUAUGUCGGUAUGCAAAAGUGGGCUUAACUCCAAGUGAAGAAGCAUCCGAUCAAGAUGUCUCCACAUUUCAGCUAGAAAUGCCUAAUCACAAGUUGCGAAUUGCCUCCAAACUCAAAUCCAAGCUGGAAAACAGCAGAUUUGCCAAGUUUUUCUUGCUUUUCGCCACCAUGCUUGGCACUUCCAUGGUUAUCGGUGACGGUGUUCUUACUCCUUGCAUUUCAGUUUUAUCAGCUGUAGGAGGGAUCAAAGAAGCCACCGACUCCAUGACAGAAGGUCGGAUUGUCAUGAUUUCGGUAGCCAUUUUGGUGCUCCUCUUCACUUUUCAAAGACUGGGAACCGACAAAGUGGGCUACACAUUUGCACCAAUAAUCUUGGUUUGGUUCGCCUUCAAUGCUGGAAUUGGUGUAUUCAAUUUCAUCAAGUAUGACCCAUCUGUUGUAAAAGCCAUAAAUCCAGCAUACAUUGUGGACUACUUUAAAAGGAACAAAAAGGAUGCCUGGAUUUCCCUUGGUGGAGUUGUACUUGCAAUUACAGGAACCGAAGCAUUGUUUGCAGACGUUGGUCACUUUAGUGUACGAUCAAUACAAAUUAGUAUGUGUACAAUCACUUACCCAGCGUUGAUAUUAGCCUACACCGGACAAGCUUCAUACCUCCGCAAGCACAACUUGGAUGUUCCCGAUACCUUCUUCAAGUCCAUUCCCGGACCAAUGUAUUGGCCAAUGUUUGUGGUGGCUGUAUUGGCUUCCAUUAUAGCCAGCCAGGCUAUGAUAUCAGGAACUUUUGCAAUAAUCCAACAAUCCCUUUCACUUGGAUGCUUUCCUAGAGUGAAAAUCAUUCACACCUCCAAGAAAUAUGCAGGACAAGUUUACAUCCCUGAGAUUAAUUACCUUUUGAUGGUUGCUUGUGUUGCCGUGACGAUUGGAUUCAAAACUACCCAGAAGAUCGGCAAUGCAUAUGGGAUUGCUGUGGUUUUUGUGAUGUCACUCACAUCUGCAUUUCUGGUGCUGAUCAUGAUCAUGAUUUGGAAAACCAACAUUUUCCUUGUGAUUUCAUACAUCCUCAUCAUUGGUUCUGUGGAGCUUCUCUACUUAAGCUCUGUGCUCUAUAAAUUUGAUCAGGGAGGUUACUUACCAUUAGCCUUUGCAAUGGUGUUGAUGCUCAUCAUGUUUGUGUGGAACAAUGUGUACCGGAAAAAGUACUAUUUCGAGUUGGACAACAAGGUUUCGCCGGAGAUGCUUCAGGGGAUCGUCGCCGAUACAAAGACGAGUCGCGUGCCGGGCCUCGCGGUCUUUUAUUCGGAGCUUGUUCACGGCAUUCCCCCCAUCUUCAAGCAUUACGUCGCGAAUGUUCCCGCGCUCCACUCGGUUUUAAUCUUCGUGUCGAUCAAAUCGCUGCCGAUCAGCAAAGUUCCGAUCGAGGAGAGGUUCCUGUUUCGGAGGGUGCGACCGAACGACCUCAAUGUGUAUAGAUGCGUGGUGAGAUACGGGUACACGGACGCACACAACGAGGAAGAGCCGUUCGAGCGAAUGCUGGUCGAAAGGCUGAAAGAUUUCGUGAGGGAGGACUUCAUGUCUCCUGUUUCGGCAGAAGAGAGUAAUGACGGAAACAAUGAACACGAAGAGGAUAUCGCGAAUCGAGCCGAGUUCGAGAAGCAGCGACAAGAGGUGGCGAUGGCGAGAGACAUUGAGUUGGUGGACAAGGCAUGGAGGGGAGGAGUGGUACAUCUAGUAGGAGAACAUGAAGUGAUUGCUGGAAAAGGAGCUAACAUUGGGAAGAAAAUAAUGAUUGAUUAUGCUUACAAUUUCUUGAAGAGGAAUUUAAGGCAGAGCAACAAGAUAUUUGAUAUCCCUCAUAAGCGAAUGCUCAAGGUAGGAAUGACCUAUGAGUUAUAAAUGUUGUAUACAUAAAGUAGGGUGAACCAGUAUUCUAGUCACAACGUUUGGCAAACCGUUAAGGUGUAAUGUAAUUAGCUAGCCAGCUAGUAAUUUCUAACAUGACCAAAGUGUUAUUACUUUGGUUUUGGCCUUUAAUCGUCCUUGUAAUAAUAAUAUCCUCUUUGUAUGAAAAGUUUUACUCCCUUCAUUCCAAGAAAUUGUUCAAUUUUCAUAUUGAUUUUAACAUAAUUAAUAAGAUAAUUAUUUU
Oldenlandia corymbosa var. corymbosa is the source of this 2978-nucleotide messenger RNA. Lineage: Eukaryota; Viridiplantae; Streptophyta; Magnoliopsida; Gentianales; Rubiaceae. The record is from the annotation of a GenBank genome assembly.